AUGAAGCAUCGCCACCGAUGUGGAGGAAGAUGGAUGAAGAGGAUGCUGACAAAACAAAUAAGGCCAAAUUGAGGCGACUUCCCGCACAGACCGGAAGUGCAAUGACGUCAUUGGCUGCUAUCAACUGAAAAAAAUAGAAAAGAACCUCAAGUGAAGAAAGACAGAAGGAGGCAAUAAGGCAAAGGAGGAGGACAUAACAUAGGGGCGUGGGCGUUUGAUGACAUCAGAAAGCAGACUGAUCAGGACAUGAAGUUCUUUUGUUUUAUUGUUCAAGUCAUUCAUAACAGUUAAUUGUGAUGAAGACCUAUGGAAAUAAGAGAUAGUGUGAAAAAAAUAUGACAAAAAUGAUUGUGACAGUUUGUUUAUUUAUGCUGAUCGAUUGUUAUGACUGAUUGUGAUGAUCAAUGAUGAUUAAUGAGAUCCUCCUCCUGGCGCAUCCGCGUCAGACAUGAUGACGCAGAGGCGGUUAAGUGAGGCAAUGCAGUUAGGUGACUGGAGUGUCACGUUUGCAUGGUACCCACGCCGAGGUUCAGGAUUGUUUAAACAGGGCGCAGUAAAAGUAGGUUGCGGGCCGAAGCUCGCUUGAGGCUUUCGUUAGUGAAAUUACUGAUCUGGUUGUAGGGAGGAUGUGAUAUUUUAAUACGACCUACAUAGGUUUUAUAUUAACACAUUUCCGAUUGUUGGGAGCUGUUUUUUGAUCGUUUUAUGAAAAUCAAUGUUUGAUUGCGAAACGCAACAGGCACUGCUGCAAAGGGGUCCUUGCUGCAGAACCAAUCAAAACUCGUAACAAUGUCACGUGACUGUAUGUCGCCCAAUGGCAUUCCUCCAACUCAGGAACUAAGAAGGAAAUAUUGCCUCGGGUCUAUUGACAACAACGGACUUUGUUCGCACUUGUCGGCUGUCACCGUGACAAUGAGGCGUGCGGGUGCAAGCGUGGCAAUGGCGCUGUUCGGCAUGGCGGCCAUGGCCCUUGCCUGGCCCAAAGCAGGUUCUGAGCACAGGUGCCAGUCGGGCCCGGCGGACCUGGUCUUCCUGAUUGACGGGUCGCGCAGCGUCCGCCCUCACGAGUUUGAGAGCGUGCGCAAAUUCAUGAUCGACAUCCUGGACACGCUGGAUAUCGGGCUCAACGGCACCCGAGUGGGCGUGGUCCAAUACUCCAGUCAGGUUCGCAACGAGUUCUCAUUGAACUCUUACGACAGCAUGUCUGGCAUGGUGGACGCUAUCCGCCGUGUGGUCCCGCUGGCGCAGGGCACCAUGACGGGCCUGGCCAUCCGGUACGUCAUGGACAACGCCUUCAGCCCGCCGCAAGGCGACAGGCCCCGGGUGCCCAAUGUGGUGGUGAUUGUGACGGACGGCCGUCCUCAGGACCGCGUAGCAGAGGUGGCGGCCGAGGCUCGCCAGAAAGGCAUCGAGAUCUUUGCCGUGGGCGUGGCCCGGGCCGACACGGCGUCCCUCAGGGCUAUGGCGUCGCCGCCCUUCAAGGACCACGUCUUCCUGGUGGAGACCUUUGACCUGAUCCAACAGUUUGGACUUCAGUUCCAGGAUAAACUCUGCGCCAUCGACUUUUGUGCUGAAGGCAAACACGACUGUGAGCAAAUCUGCGUGAGCUCUCCGGGCGCCUUUACCUGCGACUGCGAGCAGGGCUUCACGCUGGAGCAGGACAACAAGACGUGCAACAUGUUGGACUUUUGUUCUUUUGCUAAUGGGACAUGCGAGCACGAGUGUGUGAGCGUGCUGAAUGGGUUCAGGUGUCGCUGCAAAGACGGGUACCGGCUAAUGGACGACGGCGCCGCCUGCCAGGCCAUCGACUUGUGUGACGAAGCCAAAGACGACUGCGCGCAGAUCUGUGUGAGCUCUCCCGGCGCCUUCACCUGCGAUUGCGAGCCGGGCUUUACGCUCAACGCCGACAACCGGACGUGUGCGCAGUUGGACAUGUGUGACUUGCCGGAUCACGGAUGCGAGCAUCGGUGCGUGACUACGCCGGGCUCGUACUACUGCUUGUGUCCCGACGGGCAACUCCUGCAGGAGGACGGCAAGAGCUGCGGAACGUGCAAGUCGGCCAUCAUGGACCUGGUGCUGUUGAUCGACGGCUCCAAGAGUGUCCGCCCUCACAACUUUGAGCUGGUCAAGAAGUUUGUCAAUAAGGUGGUGGACACGCUGGACGUGUCGGAGCACGGCACCCGGGUGGGCCUGGUCCAGUACUCUAGUCGGGUCAAGACCGAGUUCACGCUAGACCGCUUCCACAGCGCGGAUGACAUCAAAGCUGCUGUUAACAAGAUGCCGUACAUGGAGAAGGGCACCAUGACGGGAGUGGCGCUGCAGCACAUGAUGGAGAGCAGCUUCUCAGAGACGGAAGGCGCCCGAGCACCAGCCCGCAACAUUCCUAGGAUCGGCCUAGUCUUCACCGACGGACGCUCGCAGGACGACAUCAGCGACUUCGCCAAGAAGGCCAAACAAGCCGGCAUCAUUAUGUACGCGGUGGGCGUGGGCAAAGCCUUGGAGGAGGAACUUCGCGAGAUCGCCUCGGAACCUUUGGAGAAGCAUUUCUUCUACGCCUCCAACUUUAGCGCGAUCAGCACCAUCGCGCUCAACCUCAACGUGUGUUCAGAGGAAAGUCAAGGUGAGAUCGAGGUGAAGGACCCGUGUGCCUGCGAGAACCUGGUGGAGUUCCAGCAGGCCACCGUCAGCAACCUGGAGCGCGUCACACACUCGCAUAUCCUUUCCAUGCGGGCAAUCCACGCUGCGUGUCCGUGUCACCCUACCACCACCACCAUCAGUUGUAACCGAGCAGUCAAACGCAUCCCACUGGACAUUUACCGUGUCGAGCAAGGCGUGCUUUUCACACAGUGCCUGGCUGAGUCGCUGUUGGCUUUCGCACAGUAGAUCCGUAGAUAGCGCCGGCACUCGGUGUGUCGAAUUCACACAAAGAUCCGGUGGCAUUACAAAAUCCCCACCGUACACGUGGGUUGAGUCCAAUCGAGUGAGCAUGUCUGAAACACAGACUUGUGCGAUCGUGCCCAAGACCGGAGAGUCUCGGAGACGUGGAUGUCAAGCGUUGAAUAUGCCGCAUCUCCAAAAUUGCUGCUGUUAACGUUCCACCUCAUUUGCUCAGCGUUUCCAGCCAAUCCAAGAUGUGACACACAACACCGUUGAUCCGGGCUUUCGGCCCUUGGCAUGCACGUGGGAGUCGCUACGCAAAGAUGACCAAAAAGCCCUCCUCAGGUUCCUCUCGCGUUUCACGCUACUGGGAGGGAAGCGCAAGAAGGCACAAGCCCGGGCUGUGACGCUCACUCAGUCCGAUCAAGGGCGUGGCUGUUUGGAAGAGCGCUAAGCGUUUGCUCCUUAACGUCCAGGCGUCCACUGGCUGCCGUGAGUGCCCGACUGGAGAAGCUGGAGCGACGGCUGUUUAACAGGAAGUGAGUGAGGCGCGCGCGGAAAGACGACAUCGAUGAUGACAGGGAGAAGCCGAACAACAAUGACGGGAUAAAGGAGGACAUCAACGAGAAAGGCGGCGACAGCAAGAACAUCACACCAACGACCUCGAGGACAAUGAGUACAACCCAACUAAGAGCAACGAACAAGUCAAUGAGAGCAAAAUAACAAUAAGAUACCGUUUGUCGCGCUCAUCAUUCUGGAAGGACGGGAAGUGCCGCUGUGGCUCUGGCAAUUUCCUUUUUCUGGUUGGAGUGACCACCGCCGCUCCACGAUUCCGACUUUCAACGGGACUUGGGCUGCCAUCGUGAAAAGGAAUGUUGGCGAUGAAGUUUGAGUGCGGGCGGAGUCGGCAAAGACACAGAUGUCUCGUUUAACAUUUAGAUGAUAUUUUGCUUUUCCACGUUUUGUACGCACCAGACAGACACCAAUAAACCACUUGGUGUGCGAAGUUGCUUGACAGCAGUAUUGGGAGGCGGCGGUACGUAGCUACAAAGCGCCAACCAAGCCUAAUGUGAAAGCGCUCAUUCAUGACCUAUACCGUGUUUCAAAAUCAUAAUGUACGUGAAAAAUAGCAACAUGAUAAAACCGAUUAACUUUUUGCUGCCGCAAAUGGAGUAGGCAUCCCAUCCAUUGGUCGUCUUUAAGCAUGCAAAGAAUACAAACUGGGAGGCGCUGAUGGUGUAGGGCAGGGGUGUCCAAACUUUUUGCAAGGAGGGACAGAUUUGAUAAAGUGAAGGGGCCCGGAGGCCGAUAGUUUUUUUCUGACAUUUUUUAACUACAAAAAUUUCAUGCAAAUACACACUGUUAUAAAACAAA
Molecule: messenger RNA, 4251 nt
Organism: Syngnathus typhle (broad-nosed pipefish)
Lineage: Eukaryota; Metazoa; Chordata; Actinopteri; Syngnathiformes; Syngnathidae
Gene: matn4
Product: matrilin 4
Exons: 15
Coding region: 790-2883 (697 amino acids)
Molecular function (GO): calcium ion binding
Source: RefSeq, a predicted model, not a curated record